Messenger RNA from Anguilla anguilla (European eel), 1682 nucleotides. RefSeq names its product chymotrypsin B-like. Gene Ontology annotation, molecular function: serine-type endopeptidase activity. The record is from RefSeq and is a predicted model, not a curated record. The transcript has 7 exons. Lineage: Eukaryota; Metazoa; Chordata; Actinopteri; Anguilliformes; Anguillidae. Bases 55 to 846 code for a protein of 263 amino acids. Gene Ontology annotation, biological process: proteolysis.
CGCAUUAGCAUUAUAUAAAGUCACACAAGCCCCCAAAAUCCCAUAGUCUGAACAAUGGCUUUCCUGUGGUUGGUGUCCUGCUUCGCCUUCAUUAGCGCUGCUUAUGGCUGUGGAACUCCCUCCGUUGCGCCAGUCGUGAGUGGCUAUGCCCGCAUUGUGAAUGGGGAGGAGGCCGUGCCCCAUUCCUGGCCCUGGCAGGUGUCUCUGCAGGACUACACUGGUUUCCACUUCUGUGGAGGAUCACUGAUCAGCGAGUACUGGGUUGUGACAGCUGCCCACUGCGGGGUCCGGACCAACCAUCGUGUCAUUGUGGGAGAGCAUGACAAGAGGAGCACCAUUGAAGCUAUUCAGACCAUGAAGGUGGAGAAGGUCUUCACUCACCCCGAGUGGAACCCCAGCACCAUCAACAAUGACAUUACCCUGAUCAAGCUGACCACCCCGGUCGACAUGAACAUCUACGUGUCCCCUGUGUGCUUGGCCGCCUCCUCCGACGUCUACAGCCCCGGCAUGACGUGUGUCACCUCUGGUUGGGGUCUGACGCGUCAUAAUGCUUUAUUCACUCCCAACAAGCUCCAGCAAACCGCCCUGCCCCUGCUGUCCAAUGAGGAGUGCAUGGCCUCCUGGGGGGACAAUAUCUCCGACGUCAUGAUCUGCGCUGGCGCUGACGGUGCUUCCUCUUGCAUGGGUGACUCUGGAGGCCCCCUGGUGUGCGAGAAGGAAGGCGCUUGGCACCUGGUGGGCAUUGUCUCCUGGGGCAGCAGCCGCUGCAGCACCACCACCCCCGCGGUCUACGCCCGGGUCACCGCCCUGCGCUCAUGGGUGGACCAGAUCCUGGCUGCCAACUGAGGAGCACCACCACAGCACUGCAUUGUACAGACAACUCACGAAAACAGUGUUAAUUCAACUCUAACAGUGUUAAUUCAACUCUAACAGUGUUAAUUCAACUCUAAAAGUGUUCAUUCAACUCUACAAUUGUUAAUUCAACUCAAUGUUAUCUAUUAAGUGUUGAAUUAACACUGUAAAUUUUCUUUGUAGCUGUGCAAGAUACUCAGAUAUGCAAAAUAACCAUUAAAUACAAUUAAUUGCAGUCCAUUGUCUGUAAAUCGCUGAGAAAAGUAACUCCACCGUGAGUGUACAUUGCUGCUUGACUUUUACCAUCAUGACCCUGGCAUAAAGUUAAUGAUUUGCAAGCAGCAGCAGGGGGAGCCAAUCUCCCACAAAACAUAAAAAGUGCCUGCAGGCAUUCACCCAGCUAAGCCUGUGUUUUUCUUAAGCCACAAGUCUGAGGUGAAAAAAGUAAUGCUUUUAUAAUAAUCUUAAAUAUUGACAUUUCAUUUAAAUAUAAAACAUGCAUCUGUCACAUUGUAUUUUUAAUUCUGCUUUGCGAAAAAGGCAGAAAAGGGAUCAGUAAUCUGGAAGUCAUCUGAUUAUUGUUUAUUUACACUGAUACAACACACAGAGCGUGGUUUAAUUGGAAUGUCAUGUCUUUGUUCACCAACCCCUUGAGCAGUCUUGCAGCUCUUUCUAAUGUAUAUCAUAUGAUUGAUAAUCAUAAGGUUGUUUGCCAUUUAAAUAAUAAUUAACAUAAGAAACAUUAGCCAUAUUAUGUGUACCAUGAAUGAAAAGGUACAAACAACAGUCCUGGUGAAAUUUCAAUAUGUUAGUAAAUAAUUCUGUUAGCA